AUGGUGUUGCGCAAUCCAAUGAAAAUGGCGAUGCUCCUCAUCACCGCAAAUAACCCUAGCUAUGGCGGAAGAAAAUCCGCACCCCAAAUCAGCGCAGCUGGUGACGUUUUACGACAUCCUAAGCUCACACGGCCUCUCCAUCGGCUAUUCCCCAAAAGCAUCUUCGGUUUCUCCAUCGACCCCGCAUCCGGCGGUUUCCGCCUCUGCUUGCCGUCUCCUUCGCCGUGCGACACCGUGUUCGAGACCCACCUCCGGUAUGAAUACGACAUCACUGGGCGCAUCAACUACGGGAGGAUUUCUAAUUUGACGGGCAUUUUGGCUCAGGAUCUGUUUCUAUGGCUCCCGACGAAGGGAAUUCAGGUAGAUAUUCCGAGCUCCGGGUUGAUUUACUUUGAUGUGGAGGUGGUUUCCAAGCAGUUCUCCCUCUCGCUCUUCGAUACGCUCAAGAAUUGUAGUUCUGCGGAGGAUGUCGAUGGCUAUGGUGAUUUGCUGAAAAUUCCUCAGGUUUGA
Messenger RNA from Salvia miltiorrhiza (redroot sage), 510 nucleotides. RefSeq lists its product as uncharacterized. The transcript has a single exon. Bases 1 to 510 code for a protein of 169 amino acids. The record is from RefSeq and is a predicted model, not a curated record. NCBI's taxonomy places the organism in Eukaryota, Viridiplantae, Streptophyta, Magnoliopsida, Lamiales, Lamiaceae.